GUGUGUGUGUGUGUGUGUGUGUGUGUGUGUGUGUGUGUGUGUGUGUGUGUGUGUGUGUGUGUGUGUGUGUGUGUGUGUGUGUGUGAGAGUGUGUUCCUGUCUUGACUUGUUGGAGUCACAUUCUUGUCUCUGCAGCUUCAUGUUUCUUCUUCACUCACAUUUUUUCUGUUUAUUUUCCAAACUCAUACUUCAUGUGACGAACACACACACACACACACACACACACACACACACACACACACACACACACACACACACACACACACACACACACACACACACUGUUCAGGGUGGAGGCUCUGGUUUUACUUCCCCUUCAUCACUUGAAGCUUCAUCAUGUUUGAGUUCAGUCAGCAGAACCUAGAACUGGAUCUAGAACCCAGAACUGGAUCUAGAACCCAGAACUGGAUCUAGAACCCAGAACUGGAUCUAGAACCCAGAACUGGAUCUAGAACCCAGAACUGGAUCUGGAACUGGAACUUUAUAAACAGCUAUAAAUGUCUAUAGAAGUGGAAUUCCAUCUGUAACUGAAUCUGGAACUGCAGCUUCAGACACAGAACUGUGUAACGUCAUUACUGUAACUGUAAUACUAUAUCUUUAUUACUGUAUUUUUAGUACUGUAACUUUAUUACUGUAACUUUAUUACUAUAUCGUUAGAACUGUAGCUUUAUUACUGUAGCUUUGUAAUCUGGCUGAAUCUAGCUUGAAUCUGAGAUGGGUUCUCAUGGUUCUCAGGGUUCUCAGGGUUCUCAGGGUUCUCAGGGUUCUCAGGGUUCUCAUGGUUCUUGCGGUUCUCAGGGUUCUCAGAGUCUGUCCUCCAGUGGUUCUCCUCAUAUAUAAGAGGAAGAACUUUUAAUGUGACGAUCAACAGUGUGAUGACUUCUGUGUCGAAUCUUCUGGGCCCUGGAGUUCCUCAGGGUUCUGUUCUGGGCCCUCUGGGCCCUGGAGUUCCUCAGGGUUCUGUUCUGGGCCCUCUGGGCCCUGGAGUUCCUCAGGGUUCUGUUCUGGGCCCUCUGGGCCCUGGAGUUCCUCGGGGUUCUGGUCUGGGCCCUGGAGUUCCUCGGGGUUCUGGUCUGGGCCCUGGAGUUCCUCGGGGUUCUGGUCUGGGCCCUGGAGUUCCUCAGGGUUCUGUUCUGGGCCCUGGAGUUCCUCGGGGUUCUUGGAUGCCUCUGGAUCAGCUGAUCCUGGGUUCUGGAGGUUCUGUAUCGCUCUAUGCUGACGACAGUCAGCUGCUCCGUUCUCCCUCCUCGGGCUGCAGAACCGUUCAGACUGAUCAGGAACGCUGAUUGUGGUUCUGGACUGGAGGAUCCUCCAGAGGAGAACCCCCCUCGGGUCUCUGGUUCCUCAGAACCUCGGGUUCUGUCUGAUCAGGUCGGGAUCAGGUCUCUCUGUCAGCUGUCCAGAACCCUGAGAACCCUGCCUGGUCAGCAGAACGUCAGAGUCUGUCCUGAACCGAUCUUCAGGAAGUGCUGGGUACUGCGUCCUCGUUCUCCGGGUUCUAACACGACUUUUAAUGAACUCCAGAACGACAAAACUCUGCAGCCGAACGCCGACAGGAACCCAGAACGUCCCUCCUCACCCCGCUCCCUCCAGAGCGUCUGUCCAGAACGUCCCUCCUCACCCCGCUCCCUCCAGAACGUCUGUCCAGAACGUCCCUCCUCACCCCGCUCCCUGCAGAACGUCUGUCCAGAACGUCCCUCCUCACCCCGCUCCCUGCAGAACGUCUGUCCAGAACGUCCCUCCUCACCCCGCUCCCUGCAGAACGUCUGUCCAGAACGUCCCUCCUCACCCCGCUCCCUCCAGAGCGUCUGUCCAGAACGUCCCUCCUCACCCCGCUCCCUGCAGAACGUCUGUCCAGAACGUCCCUCCUCACCCCGCUCCCUCCAGAACGUCUGUCCAGAACGUCCCUCCUCACCCCGCUCCCUCCAGAGCGUCUGUCCAGAACGUCCCUCCUCACCCCGCUCCCUGCAGAACGUCUGUCCAGAACGUCCCUCCUCACCCCGCUCCCUCCAGAGCGUCUGUCCAGAACGUCCCUCCUCACCCCGCUCCCUCCAGAGCGUCUGUCCAGAACGUCCCUCCUCACCCCGCUCCCUGCAGAGCGUCUGUCCAGAACGUCCCUCCUCACCCCGCUCCCUGCAGAGCGUCUGUCCAGAACGUCCCUCCUCACCCCGCUCCCUCCAGAGCGUCUGUCCAGAACGUCCCUCCUCACCCCGCUCCCUGCAGAGCGUCUGUCCAGAACGUCCCUCCUCACCCCGCUCCCUGCAGAGCGUCUGUCCAGAACGUCCCUCCUCACCCCGCUCCCUCCAGAGCGUCUGUUCAGAACGUCCCUCCUCACCCUGCUCCCUGCAGAACGUCUGUCCAGAACGUCCCUCCUCACCCCGCUCCCUGCAGAACGUCUGUCCAGAACGUCCCUCCUCACCCCGCUCCCUCCAGAGCGUCUGUCCAGAACGUCCCUCCUCACCCCGCUCCCUGCAGAGCGUCUGUCCAGAACGUCCCUCCUCACCCCGCUCCCUCCAGAGCGUCUGUCCAGAACGUCCCUCCUCACCCCGCUCCCUCCAGAGCGUCUGUCCAGAACGUCCCUCCUCACCCCGCUCCCUCCAGAGCGUCUGUCCAGAACGUCCCUCCUCACCCCGCUCCCUCCAGAGCGUCUGUUCAGAACGUCCCUCCUCACCCUGCUCCCUGCAGAACGUCUGUCCAGAACAUCCCUCCUCACCCCGCUCCCUGCAGAACGUCUGUCCAGAAUGUCCCUCCUCACCCCGCUCUGUCUGCAGUUCAUAAACCAAUAUGGCCGCCACAGCCUGCAGGAACAUGGCAGAGAGAUCAAACCGACUCAUGGUCUCACUCCUUCACUCUUUCACUCCUUCACUCUUUCAUCCCUUCACUCCUCCACUUCUUUACUCCUUCACUCCUUCAUUCCUUCACUCCUUCACGGCUGACACCCCGGACCUCAGUCCAGCAGGAAGUCCUCAAUUUACCUUUCAAAAUAAGAGUUUUGCUUAAAUUUGCUCCUCGUGAAAAAAUCUUCUUCAAAGGCGUUUAAUGGAGAACUUCAGAACCCCACUGUAGAACAGAGGAGAACCUUCUGAGGAAACAUCUAGAACCACAGGACAGAGGAGAACCUUCUGAGGAAACAUCUAGAACCACAGGACAGAGGAGAACCUUCUGAGGAAACAUCUAGAACCACAGGACAGAGGAGAACCCUCUGAGGAAACAUCUAGAACCACAGGACA
Salarias fasciatus (jewelled blenny) is the source of this 3230-nucleotide messenger RNA. RefSeq names its product zonadhesin-like. The transcript has 2 exons. The record is from RefSeq and is a predicted model, not a curated record. NCBI's taxonomy places the organism in Eukaryota, Metazoa, Chordata, Actinopteri, Blenniiformes, Blenniidae. Bases 1213 to 2778 code for a protein of 521 amino acids.